AUGAGUUUCGCAGAGUCCGAGGGGCCUCCGGCCAAGAAGAGGAGGUUCUUCACAGAAAAAUCGGAUAUCCUCGACACUUCACUGGCACAGGAGCCUUCACUCCCGGACGAACUCGACGCGUUCCCUUCAUUAGCAGCAGCCCCGGACGAGGGUCAUGGAUCACAUCACCCAACCGACUCGGACGAGGUAGUUACCCAAGAUGGACACGCCGCUCCUGUUGGAUCCCAGGUGCCUCUUGGUUUCGACCAGGAAAUGUUCGAGAGCUUUGUUGGGGACAAAGUGCCACCGGAUGUAAUGAAGCGGCUGAGGGAAGCUUCUGGGGACAAUAUGGAGAGGGCUGUCAACAUGUUUUUCGACGGAUCGUGGAAGACUGCAUCAUCGACAUCUUCUUCAGCGCGAUGUUCAAAUUCUCGGGCUAUGACCAUCAAUGCUUUUGCAAGGUCUGAAUCCAAUGGUGAUCAUGGAAAGCCGAGAACGCCACCCAAAUCCGACAUUCCUACCCCGAAGCAAUCGCUAAGAAACUCAAUGCCCGAAUUCCGAUAUGUUGGGGCAUUUGGAGUUGGAGCAUGGGCAACGAGAAGUGGCAAUACUUUGAUCAAGCACGGGGAGCCUGUUCGAAUCGAGAGGCAGAGGAUACAACCACCCAAACCCCCAAUUGGGAUGGCCAAAGGUCGACCUGCGGUACAAGUGCCUCCGAAGCCUAACACCGCCGCAGCAAAGCGUGUUGAUGUUAUUGUUCGAUUCACGAACUCGAGAGGCGAGGAGGUUGGACGGCUUCCUAGGGAAUGUGCCAAUUGGGUUUCUACCUUGAUGGACCAAAAGGUAUGCAAGUUUGAAGGGACUUGCGUGUAUGCACCUGAUAGAGUCAGGACGAACGACACAAUUUUCCUCCAACUACGGUGUUCAUUGCUCAGAACAGCUUUCGACAAUGCCGGAUUUAAGGUGGCAGAGAAUCGUACAACUGGUCUUUUUGAGGAAAAGGAGACCUCGGAAGAGAAAGAGCUACGGCUGAGACAAGUCGCUCUAGUAAAGCUAUUUGAGGAGGUCAACCUCUUGCCAUCGACGACAUCUGAGACCACCGAAAAGCAUAAGCGCGAGGGACUACUUCAAGCUGCAGAGAUAGCAGAGCAAUUCGAGAAUCAGAAGCCCAAGAAGGGAGAUGCCUCGGAAAGUGGAGGGCCUUCACCUCCAUCUGAGGAGGCAGAAGACGGAAAGGAGCUGGAGCAAGACCAGCUCGAUGCACUUUACAAAAAGGCGCAGUCAUUUGAUUUUAAUGCUCCAGCUGCUGAACCCGCUGACACUUUUGCAAUGAACCUUCGUCAUUACCAGAAGCAAGCCCUGCAUUGGAUGAUGUCGAAAGAAAAGGAUGAGAAGGACGGGAAUAGAGAGGUGUCUAUGCAUCCUCUGUGGGAAGAGUAUUUUUGGCCAGUCAAGGAUAUGGAUGAUAAAAAACUGCCUCAAGUCCUUAACCAGGACAGGUUCUAUGUCAACCCUUACUCCGGCGAGCUUUCCCUCGAUUUCCCUAUCCAGGAACAAAACUGUCUGGGAGGGAUUCUUGCGGAUGAAAUGGGGCUCGGAAAGACUAUUGAGAUGAUGAGCCUGGUCCAUUCUCACAAGUCCGAAGUGGCGAUGAGACUUGAACAGUCGAAUUCGGCUCCAACGUCCGUUAACAGCCUUCCCCGACUACCUGCAAACUCAUCCGCGGUCGAAUGGGCUCCAUGUACUACACUCGUUGUUGCACCUAUGUCUCUACUGGCUCAAUGGCAAAGUGAGGCUGAAAAUGCUUCCAAGGAAGGGACGUUGAAAAGCAUGGUGUACUAUGGCAGUGAGAAGACUGCAAAUCUGCAAGCGUUAUGCUGUGAAGCGAAUGCGGCGUCUGCUCCCAACGUCAUCAUUACAAGCUACGGGGUUGUACUCUCGGAGUUCAAUCAGGUGGCUGCAAGAAACGGAGACCGUGGAAGCCAUGGGGGUUUAUUCUCGCUCAAGUACUUCCGUGUUAUUCUUGACGAAGCUCACCACAUCAAAAACCGACAAAGCAAAACUGCUAAAGCCUGCUAUGAGAUUGAUGCGGAGCAUAGAUGGGUUUUGACAGGUACACCUAUCGUCAAUCGAUUGGAGGAUCUCUUCAGCCUGGUCCGUUUCUUGAGGGUGGAGCCUUGGAGCAAUUUCUCCUUCUGGAAGACUUUCAUUACGGUCCCAUUCGAGUCAAAAGACUUUAUGCGAGCUCUUGACGUCGUUCAGACUGUCCUUGAGCCUCUCGUACUGCGUCGGACAAAAGAUAUGAAGACACCCACUGGCGAAGCGCUCGUCCCUCUCCCUCCGAAGACCAUCGAUAUUGUGGAUAUCGAGCUCUCUAAAGCGGAACGAGAAGUCUACGACCAUAUAUUUACUAGAGCGAAGCGUACCUUUGCGGCCAACGUUGAAGCAGGCACGGUCAUGAAAGCAUAUACAAGCAUCUUUGCUCAGAUUCUUCGCCUUCGUCAGUCAUGCUGUCAUCCGAUCCUGACGAGGAAUCAAACCCUCGUUACUGAUGAAGAAGAGGCUGCGGAGCUGGCUGAUGCCGCCACCGGGCUAGCAGAUGACAUGGAUCUUCAAUCUUUGAUCGAGCGCUUCACGGCCGAGACAGAUGAUUCUGCGGAUGCGAAUGCCUUUGGUGCCCAUGUUCUUGCCCAAAUCCGAGAUGAAGCAGACAAUGAAUGCCCCAUCUGUUCUGAGGAGCCUAUGAUCGAGCAGACGGUUACUGGGUGUUGGCAUUCAGCAUGCAAGAAAUGUCUGCUAGAUUACAUUACUCACCAGACUGACAAAGGCGAAGUUCCACGCUGCUUUAGUUGUCGAGAAGUCCUCAAUACCCGCGACGUUUUCGAGGUCGUUAAGGAUGAUGGCCACCCAGAUAGUUUUGAUGCAAAACCAAAAAUCAGCCUGCAGAGAUUAGGCUCUAAUUCUUCUGCCAAGAUUGGUGCAUUAUUGACACAUCUCAAGACGCUGAGGAAGGAGCUUCCAGGCACGAAAUCAGUUGUCUUUAGCCAGUUCACCUCAUUCCUCUCCCUUAUCGAACCGGCACUCACUCGAGCAUCGAUUCCGUUCCUUCGACUUGAUGGCUCAAUGUCACAGCAAAAUCGGGCUGCUGUUCUCAAACAGUUUGCUGCAAGUAAGAAGGGUGUUGUUCUACUCUUGAGUCUAAGAGCUGGUGGUGUUGGACUCAACUUGACAAUGGCGAAGAGAGUAUAUAUGAUGGAUCCGUGGUGGAGCUUCGCGGUUGAGGCACAGGCUAUUGAUCGUGUCCAUCGCAUGGGCCAGGAAGACGAGGUCAAGGUUUGCAGAUUCAUCGUGAAGGAGAGUGUGGAACAGAGGAUGUUGAAGAUCCAGGACAGGAAGAAAUUCAUUGCAAGCUCACUUGGGAUGAUGAGCGAUGAGGAAAAGAAACUGCAGCGAAUUGAGGACAUCAAGGAGCUAUUGACCUGA
Messenger RNA from Hyaloscypha bicolor E, 3462 nucleotides. RefSeq lists its product as uncharacterized. The transcript has 2 exons. Gene Ontology annotation, molecular function: zinc ion binding; hydrolase activity, acting on acid anhydrides, in phosphorus-containing anhydrides; nucleic acid binding. The coding region runs from base 1 to 3462 and encodes 1153 amino acids. The record is from RefSeq and is a predicted model, not a curated record. Lineage: Eukaryota; Fungi; Ascomycota; Leotiomycetes; Helotiales; Hyaloscyphaceae.